UGGCGCGAUGGCGGCGGCGGCAAUGGUGGCGGCGGCGGGCGGUGGCGACUUCUCGGAUCUGCGGGAAAUCAAGAAGCAGCUGCUGAGCGUGGCGGAACGGAGCCGUGAGCGCGGGCUGCAGCACAGCGGGAAGUGGGCUGCUGAACUUGCAUUCGCCCUGGAGCCACUGCCACUGAGCGAGCUGCCGCCUCCCCCCGUGCUCACUGAGGAGGAUGCUCGUGAUCUGGAUGCCUACACAUUGGCCAAGUCUUACUUCGAUCUCAAGGAAUAUGACAGGGCUGCCUACUUUUUACAGGGCUGCAAGAGCCAGAAAGCUUACUUCUUGUAUAUGUACUCCAGAUAUCUGUCAGGGGAAAAGAAAAAGGAUGAUGAGACAGUUGAUAGUUUGGGACCUCUGGAAAAAGGACAAGUGAAAAAUGAAGCUCUACGAGAAUUGAGAGUUGAGCUCAGCAAGAAACACAAGGCACAGGAACUGGAUGGAUUUGGCCUUUAUCUAUACGGUGUUGUGCUGCGGAAACUGGACCUGGUGAAAGAAGCAAUAGAUGUGUUUGUUGAAGCUGCUCAUGUCCUGCCUUUGCACUGGGGAGCCUGGCUGGAACUUUGCAACUUGAUUACAGAUAAAGAGAUGCUGAAGUUCCUGUCCUUGCCAGAUACAUGGAUGAAAGAGUUCUUUCUUGCACACAUUUAUACAGAGCUGCAGCUGAUAGAGGAAGCUCUGCAGAAGUAUCAGUCUCUCAUUGAUGCAGGAUUUUCCAAAAGCACUUAUAUCAUCUCUCAGAUUGCAGUUGCCUACCACAAUAUAAGAGAUAUUGACAAAGCUUUAUCCAUUUUUAAUGAGCUGAGGAAACAAGAUCCUUACAGGAUAGAAAACAUGGACACUUUCUCCAACUUGCUCUAUGUAAGGAGCAUGAAGCCUGAGUUGAGCUACCUGGCUCAUAAUCUCUGUGAAAUAGACAAGUACCGUGUUGAGACCUGCUGUGUAAUUGGAAAUUAUUAUAGCUUGCGUUCCCAGCAUGAAAAAGCAGCACUCUAUUUCCAGAGGGCCUUGAAACUGAAUCCUCGUUAUCUAGGAGCCUGGACACUUAUGGGACAUGAGUAUAUGGAAAUGAAGAACACAUCUGCAGCUAUCCAGGCUUAUAGGCAUGCAAUAGAGGUGAACAAAAGGGACUACAGAGCAUGGUAUGGCUUGGGACAAACCUAUGAAAUCCUCAAAAUGCCAUUUUACUGUCUCUACUACUACCGACGGGCCCACCAGCUCAGACCAAAUGAUUCUCGUAUGCUGGUUGCUCUAGGAGAAUGCUAUGAGAAACUCAAUCAGUUGGUGGAAGCUAAGAAGUGCUAUUGGAGAGCUUAUGCUGUGGGAGAUGUGGAGAAAAUGGCACUUGUGAAACUCGCCAAGUUGCAUGAACAGCUGAACGAAUCUGAGCAGGCAGCUCAAUGCUACAUCAAAUACAUCCAGGAUAUCUAUUCCUGUGGGGAGGUAGUGGAGCACCUGGAGGUCAGCACUGCAUUUCGUUACCUGGCCCAGUACUACUUCAAAUGUAAGCUUUGGGAUGAAGCCUCAGCAUGUGCUCAGAAAUGCUGUGCCUUCAAUGAUACUAGAGAAGAAGGAAAGGCCCUGCUGCGCCAGAUCUUACAGCUUCGCAACCAAGGAGAAACAUCAUCCACAGAUGUUGCUGCUCCCUUUUUCCUUCCUGCAUCCUUGUCAGCCAACAACACUCCCACACGUCGUGUCUCCCCUCUCAAUCUGUCUUCUGUAACACCAUGAACAAUUCUGAUACUUCUAACUUGUGUAUUGGGUGUGACAUUGCAGAUGGGACAUGCAACCACUUACUUCUUUCUAGGGAAAUUCCUCCUUUUGUUGUUACCCUCACAUGAAGGGAAGGAGUUAGCAGAGUCCACAGCUGAAGACAGACGGGUCCCAACAGGGAAAGGGGAGCCUCAUGGGAAAGUGCCUGUGCUGCAAUGUGAGAACCUACUCUACUUCUCACCAAGUCAUUCCAGUCAGAGGGCAGACAUGUCCCACUACACAGGACUACUCCUAAACGAGGCAUUGGGAAGAGCUUGUCUGCUUGAGUUAAAAUACAUCUUAAGUUUGAUUCUGCCAAGUUAUCUCUGAUCUUUACUGCACUUCUUUGGAGGACCUCUUAGUGGUAUCACUGCUGUCCUCAUCCGAAACUGUUACCUACCUGUCUAGGUAACGACUUUUGCUUGUCUUGAACUACACAGGAGACGUUUCAUUAAAGCAGUAAAAUAGGUACUUAAAGAUAGGUCCCAUGGGUAUGUUAAAGGAUUGGCAAAUGUCAGAGGAAUCCCAAGUAGCUACAGGUGACAGCUGUCUGAGUUCUCACUGUAGGUCUGAUGGAUAGUUUUGGCUUUCAGUAGAAAAGCACUUGGGAUAGCACAAUUAAAAAAUAAUGAAGUUACAGUUCUUGGGCUUCUUUAUGGUGCAUCUUCUAUGUGUUUUGUAGCAAUGGAAUCAAAUGAACUAUAAUGGAUCAUUUUGUUAAGGAGGCAAGAAGAUAAUUAUGCCUUUGUUUCACAAUUAGUGUCCUUGUUCACCCCUAUAAAUUUACAGCCACAUCCCUAUGUCCGUGGCAUGACUUUAAAUCAAGAACAAAGCAUUUAAAAAACCCUUCCCAUUUAGCCAUAGCUUCCUGUGUUUCAUGAGACCAAUUGUACAGGUGGGCACAUCAGGAAACCUGCGGGUCACAGCCCAGGGCCCUCUGUACAAUGCAUUUGCAACAUGUCCAUGGACCAGAGGGAAACCAUGUUCUUAGUUCUGGGCAUCUCUAGAAGGUACUGUCUUGUUUUAUGUCCUAUAGUGUCCAUUCAACAAACAUUUUUACUGCAGAUGGUUUUAAACAGUAAAACUGGAUCUUGAUGUAUUUUGCAAGAACUCGCCUAAUUCCAUGCAAACCUGAGGAUAUCAAUGAGACCAUUUAUAAAAUUGCUGUCACUAGGGGCAAAUUGUGCUUGAUAAACUUGGUACUGGCGCUGUG
Molecule: messenger RNA, 3002 nt
Organism: Vidua macroura (Pin-tailed whydah)
Lineage: Eukaryota; Metazoa; Chordata; Aves; Passeriformes; Viduidae
Gene: CDC23
Product: cell division cycle 23
Exons: 16
Coding region: 8-1768 (586 amino acids)
Biological process (GO): cell division
Cellular component (GO): anaphase-promoting complex
Molecular function (GO): protein binding
Source: RefSeq, a predicted model, not a curated record